Messenger RNA from Manacus vitellinus (golden-collared manakin), 982 nucleotides. RefSeq names its product basic leucine zipper ATF-like transcription factor (gene BATF). Gene Ontology annotation, cellular component: nucleus. The transcript has 3 exons. Gene Ontology annotation, biological process: regulation of transcription by RNA polymerase II. Gene Ontology annotation, molecular function: RNA polymerase II cis-regulatory region sequence-specific DNA binding; DNA-binding transcription factor activity, RNA polymerase II-specific. The record is from RefSeq and is a predicted model, not a curated record. Lineage: Eukaryota; Metazoa; Chordata; Aves; Passeriformes; Pipridae. Bases 239 to 616 code for a protein of 125 amino acids.
CCACAGGAGGCUGAGACCUAAAGGGAAGGUGCAGAGCCUCCGAGAGGAGAGGCAGCGAAAGUGUUGGAGUGUUGGGCAGGAGGACAGUGUGCUUCUGGGACGGGUGAGAGCAGGGAAGCCAAGGGCUGUCUCGGGGUGACAGAGGAGGGUGGGGAGAGGCAGAGAAGCAAGACAGAAGGCAGGCACACCAAGAGGACAAAGGAAGCUGAAGAGACCCUGGGAGCCAGAGCCAGGAGCCAUGCCCCACAGCUCCGACAGCAGUGAUUCCAGCAGCUUCAGCCAGUCUCCCCCUCCCAGCAAGCAGGACUCUUCUGAUGACGUGAGAAAAGUCCAAAGGAGGGAGAAGAAUCGUAUCGCUGCCCAGAAGAGCCGCCUGAGGCAGACUCAGAAAGCAGACACACUGCACUUGGAGAGCGAAGACUUGGAAAGGCAGAAUGCUGCCCUGCGCCGGGAGAUCAAGCAGCUGACAGAGGAGAUGAAGCACUUCACCUCGAUGCUGAGCUCCCAUGAACCACUCUGCUCCAUCCUGACAUCCCCUCCACCGCCUCCAGAAGUGCUUUACGCCACACACUCCUUUCACCAGCCCCACAUUAGCUCCCCACGCUUCCAGCACUGAGCUGGAAGUAGGACGACAGCCUGCCAGCUCCACUGAUGUCAAGAAGUAACUUCAUGGGGCUCACUUUUCCAUCCAAGGGAAGGAAUUGGACAAGUGGACGUUCCUUCUUAAAGUGUGUACUCUGAGUGACUUGCCUAAGACUUACUUCCUGUGCAGAAAUGGCAGAGCCACCACAAAGCAUCUUGGGACAGUUUCCAGCUUGGAUCCUGAGAAGAGGAGGCAGUCACAAAAGGGCACCAACCCCCUUCUGUGGUGCUUGUUUGGGCACACUCACAAGAGCGUGCAGCACCGACAGCCUCCAUAAGAGUGCCUGGAUGUGACAUGCAACAACCGGAGCUACAGGAAGAGGAAUGGGAGCAGGGGUGG